Erinaceus europaeus (western European hedgehog) is the source of this 2122-nucleotide messenger RNA. Its product is annotated as aldehyde dehydrogenase 1A1. The record is from RefSeq and is a predicted model, not a curated record. Gene Ontology annotation, molecular function: benzaldehyde dehydrogenase (NAD+) activity. The coding region runs from base 77 to 1582 and encodes 501 amino acids. The transcript has 13 exons. Lineage: Eukaryota; Metazoa; Chordata; Mammalia; Eulipotyphla; Erinaceidae.
AAAUAAAGCCAAGUGCUCUAUCAGAACCAAAUCGCUGAGGAUCCUGUCACCUGUGUUCCAGAAGCCUCAUCAGAGAAUGUCGUCCCCAGGCAUGUCAGAACUACCGACCCCACUCACCAAUGUGAAGUUUCAAUAUACUAAGAUAUUCAUUAACAAUGAGUGGCACAACUCAGUGAGUGGCAAGAAAUUUCCCGUCUUUAAUCCUGCCACUGAGGAGAAACUCUGUGAUGUGGAAGAAGGAGAUAAGGAGGACGUUGAGAAGGCAGUGAAGGCCGCAAGGCAGGCUUUCCAGAUCGGCUCUCCAUGGCGCACUAUGGACGCCUCUGAGAGGGGACGCCUGCUGAUAAAGUUGGCUGAUUUGAUUGAGAGAGAUCGCCUGCUACUGGCAACAAUGGAGUCAAUGAAUGGUGGGAAGCUAUUUCUCAGUUCUUAUCUGUUGGAUUUGGGAGGUUGCAUAAAAACAUUACGCUACUGUGCAGGAUGGGCUGACAAGAUCCAGGGACGCACAAUACCCAUUGAUGGAAAUUUUUUUACUUACACAAGACAUGAACCUGUUGGUGUAUGUGGCCAAAUCAUUCCUUGGAAUUUCCCAUUGGUUAUGCUCCUUUGGAAGCUAGGGCCUGCCCUGAGCUGUGGAAACACUGUGGUUGUCAAACCUGCAGAGCAAACUCCUCUCACUGCUCUUCACGUGGCGUCUUUAAUAAAGGAGGCAGGGUUUCCUCCUGGAGUAGUGAAUAUCGUUCCUGGCUAUGGACCUACGGCAGGGGCUGCCAUUUCUUCUCACAUGGAUAUAGACAAAGUGGCCUUUACUGGAUCCACAGAGGUUGGCAAAAUGAUCAAAGAAGCUGCUGGUAAAAGCAACCUGAAGCGGGUGACCCUGGAGCUGGGUGGGAAGAGCCCUUGUAUUGUGUUUGCAGAUGCAGACUUGGACAACGCUGUCGAAUUUGCACACCACGGCUUGUUCUACCACCAGGGUCAAUGCUGUAUAGCAGCAUCACGGCUCUUCGUGGAAGAAUCCAUUUACGAUGAGUUUGUUCAAAGGAGUGUUAAGCGAGCUAAGAAGUAUGUUCUUGGAAAUCCUCUGACCCCAGGAGUUAGCCAAGGGCCUCAGAUUGAUAAGGAGCAAUAUGAAAAGAUCCUUGACCUCAUUGAGAGUGGAAAAAAAGAAGGGGCCAAACUGGAAUGUGGAGGCGGUCCGUGGGGAAAUAAAGGCUAUUUUAUCCAGCCCACAGUUUUCUCGCAUGUCACAGAUGACAUGCGCAUUGCUAAAGAAGAGAUAUUUGGACCAGUGCAGCAGAUCAUGAAGUUUAAAUCCUUAGAUGAUGUUAUCAAGAGAGCCAACAAUACUACAUAUGGUUUAUCAGCAGGAAUCUUCACCAAAGACCUUGACAAAGCCAUCACAGUGUCCUCUGCUCUGCAGGCCGGGACAGUGUGGGUGAAUUGCUAUAGUGUGGUAUCUGCUCAGUGCCCAUUUGGUGGAUAUAAAAUGUCUGGAAAUGGAAGAGAACUAGGAGAAUAUGGUCUCCAUGAGUAUACAGAGGUGAAGACGGUCACAAUGAAAAUUUCUCAGAAGAACUCAUAAACAAAGAAAUAAGAAUCCUCAGUUACUAAGCAUCUGCUACAGUGGUGAAUACAUUGUCAAGGAAUUUACAUUCAUGAUCAUUCUCUUGAUUUUUUUAAAACAUAAGCUAAUCAUGUUAGCAUUGAUAGUACACAUAGAAAACUUGACAUGUAGCUUACUCUACAAGAAUCUUCCUUUAUAUUCUAUCAUGUGAAUUCCAAGUUCUGAUUAUAGUAAAGAGAACAGAUUUGAAUGUGAGGUUUGUCCAAUUCCGCUGUAGUCAUAUACUUUUCUUUGUAACUACUUAUCCAUGGUAGUCAUUGUCUUUUAGUAGAAGAGGACCAGUUAUCAUUUAGCUUCUCUCCCUUAAUGACCCUUUAAAAUGCUUAACAUGCCUGUUAACUGCAUAGUACAAGUGUUCCGUUGCAGUCUUUUUUAAGUCUCUGGAGUUUGUUGAAAAUCUCCCAGAAUGUCAUGUCUGCUUGUCAAACAAACAGAGUAAUACCUAAAAUACUUAGCUGUAAUCUAAACAUUAAGUUUAAUAAAAACAACCUUGCAUGA